Messenger RNA from Morone saxatilis (striped sea-bass), 1804 nucleotides. RefSeq names its product ADP-ribosylation factor-like 16 (gene arl16). Bases 102 to 674 code for a protein of 190 amino acids. The transcript has 5 exons. Gene Ontology annotation, molecular function: GTPase activity; GTP binding. The record is from RefSeq and is a predicted model, not a curated record. NCBI's taxonomy places the organism in Eukaryota, Metazoa, Chordata, Actinopteri, Moronidae.
CAAGACGGAAAUGAUUGAAUUCCGCUUCGUCCUAUCAGAGCGACGUAAAACGGUCACAUGAGCGUCGCCAUGGUGCCAAACGACUCUUCAUUAGCUACUACAUGCUACCACUGGCUACGAUAUGCUUCUGUUGGAAGACAGAAAUGAGCAGCAAUGCAACUUGUCUGCUUCUCGGAGCGACUGGUGUGGGGAAAACGUUACUAAUGAAACGUCUGCAAAAGCUCAGUUUUCAUGGACCAGGUGAACUGGGGGGACCUCCUUCUACUCUUCCUACAGUAGGAACCAACCUCACAGACCUGACACUGAAGAGGAAGAAGCUGACAUUAAGAGAGCUGGGAGGCUGCAUGGGCCCUAUAUGGCCGAGUUACUUCAAAGACUGCUCCUCGGUCAUUUUCAUGGUGGACUCAACCAACACUGCUCAGGUAUCCUCGUCCUGUAUCCAGCUGCUGUCAGUGCUCUCUGCUGAACCUCUGCGUGGUGUCUCGGUGCUGAUUCUCUUCAACAAGAGGGACAUGCCUUGCACUAUGAGUCUUACAGAGAUGAAGUCACUGUUCAGAAUGGAUGACAUCAUUGCGUCGGCUACUCAGCCAAUCACGACACUGGAAGUCAGUGCCCACUCUGGACAGGGACUUCAGGAGGUGCUGAGCUGGCUGGAGUCCAUCGCAAUCAAGUGAACUAUAAUACGUGUGUUCCUUAUAAGGUGAUGCUCCUCUCACAGAAGUUUAAAUAAUGACUUCAAGCCUUUUGGCAUGAGAUGUCAGUAUUUCCAGCAGAGACUGUUCAGAGGAUUUAAGGGGUCGCCCUGGUAGAGCGUCUAACACGUAUCAAGGAGGAGACCUUACCACAGCGGUUCCAUUGCAGCCCAGGCCCUUUGCUGCUUCUCAUCCCUUCUCUCUCUCUCCUAUCUUUACUCUCUGUCUACAGCUGUCCAUACAUAAGUAUUACAUGCCAAGAAUAAACACAAAAAAAGUGGCAAGACAUGAAAAGUAGGUCUAGUUUGUAACAUUUAGGAGGAUCUGUUGGAAUAUAAUAUUCAUAGGUUUGUUUUCGUUGGUGUAUAAUCACCUGAAAAUAAGAAUUGUUGUGAGUUUGUUAUCUGAGAAUGAUGAUUUUUAUCUUCAAAGGGAGCAAGUCCUUUUCAGCUGAGUCCGCCAUGUUACUACAGUAGCCUUUUCAGUUUUUGGCAAGUGUACUUUCUCCUACACGCUUUGAAGGCGAGCGAUAUUCAGUUGGUUACAAUACUACUGCUGCUAUAUAGCACUAAAUCCUACAGACUGGACCUUUAUGUAUGUCUCUUUGGUACCGUACAAAUGGUGAGUGUGAAUGGGGAAGGAGAUGUAUUAGUGAUAUCAUGGCAGGAUGAUUGUAUGGUUGUUUAACAGUUAUUUGUACUGGUCACCGUUACUAAUUAAAUUCAAAACAGAGUGUGAUCAUAAGAAAUGUCGCUGAGGGAAACCUGCUACUGUUAAACAAAGACUAUUUUUAUUUUGCAAUAAAACAGGUUUCUGCACUUCACUUUUAUUAACUAGGUCACUGUGAGAAACAUGUUAGAAGAGCUAAACUGAAUAAUGUAAGUGACGCAGCAUAUUAGUAAUGAGUCAUUACCAGCAGGGGGCAUAAAGUGCACAACAAAUACUGUGACUGGUACUGGGUGUGUGUCGGAUUUGGGAUGAUUUCAUAAUAAAUGUAUUUAUCAGAGGAAAUGAGAACAUAGAAAACAGAAGAAUGAAGCAGUGUUCUAAUUAUACCCUUAUAUUUGAUGAGAGUCAGUGGUUCACAAGCAAUGAAUAAAACUCAUAUUUGU